GAGGGUAGUUGGGGGUCACUGAGGGAACAAAAAGGAUGCUGAGGCCUCUCCCCUGACCCUGGGAUAAGUGGCACCUCACACCUAACCUUCCGCCUCAGUUCCCAGCCCUAGGUGGGGCGGGAAGCAGCCUGAACUCGGUGAAGCCAGAACCCACUCCUCCCCUUGGAGCCCCCAUCUCCAUACCUGGAACUGCUUCUGCAGCUCCUCCAACUGCAGCACUUCAAGUCAUCCUAGGCUAUUCUCACACCCACAUCCCAUCCUUCAGCAAACCCUGGCAGCUCCUCCUUCAAAAUAUUUCCAGGGGUCUCUGGUUGCCCAGUGGUUAAGAAUCCACUUGCCAAUGCAGAGGACACAAGUUCAAUCCCUGGUCCGGGAAGAUCCCACAUGCCAUGGAGCAACUAAGGCUGUACUCCACAGCUACUGAGCCCAAGCUCUGGAGCCCAAGAACUGCAACCACUGAGCCUGCAUGCCUAGAACCUGUACUCUCUACAACCAGAGGAAGCCUGUAUGCAGCAAUGAGGACCCAGUGCAGCCAAAAAUAAGUAAAUCUUAAAAAAAAAAAAAAUUCCCAAAUCCUGCCUUUGCUGUCUCGUCCGCUGUCCUGUCCAUCCUUAUCUCCCAUUUGGAGAAUCGUAGCAGCCUCUUCUUGCUUUCUGUACCCCCACACAAAGCCAGAGGGACCCUGUGGGCAACUGCAUCAGGUCAUGUGCCUCCCUGCUCAGAGCCCUCCUGUGGCUCCAUCUCCCCAGGAGGGAAGGACAAGUUGUCACCGGGGCCCCCAGGAACUGCCUCCCUCCUUCCCCUUCUGACGGCCUCUUCCCUGUUGUGCUCUGGCCAGCCCCCCAACCUGCCUGCCUGUUCGCUCAGACUCAGUCCCAAUUCAGGCCUCUGCACUUGCUCGACUCUUUCCUAUCCUAGCUGUUCUUCCCCUAAAUCUUGUGAGAUUGCCUGCAUUUUAUCCUUCAGGCCUUAGCCCAAAUGUCACCUCCUCAGAGAGGGCUCCCCUGACCAGCCUGGCCAAAAACCCCAGGCUGUAGCUGCCGUGCUCCUGUGAUGCGCCACAGCCAUUUCCUCCUUGCCUUUUUUAAAAAUAUUUUUUGACUGUGUCGGGUCUUGGUUGCAGUGCGGAGGCUUCUCCCUAGGUGUGGUACGCAGGCUCCAGAGCACAAGGGCUCAGUUGCCCCAUGGCAUGUGGGAUCUUAGUUCCCUGAUCAGUAAUCAAACCCACAUCCCUUGCAUUGGAACAUUAGAAGGCAGAUUUUUUUUUUUUUAAUUCGGCAGCCUCUGGUCUUAGUUGCAGCAUUGAUCUUACUUUCGGCAUGCAGGAUCUUUCAUCGUGGUGCGCGGAUUCCCUAGCUGUGACCCAGGUGGACUUCAGAAGUUGCCUCGAAGGCUUGGUUGGCCCCGGGGCAUGUGGGACUUAGUUCCCCGACCAGGGAUUAAACCUGUGUCCCCUGCAUUGCAAGGCGGAUUCUUAACCGUUGGACCACCAUGGAAGUCCCUCCUCCUUCCUUGAGUGUUGUCUGUCUUCCCCUCUUAAAUGUCCACUCCAAGAGGCCAGGGAGGUUUGCCCGUAGCCUCAUUCUCUGUUGUAACCCCAGUGUCUAGAAGAGGACUGGACAUAUAGUGUGUCCAAGAAAAAUUACUGGGAUGAAGGAGCUCGGGCCCGUGUAGUUCUCCAUGCCAGGCACCGCCCAAGCUAAUAUGUAUGUGCAUCACUUUAAUCUUUCCCAUCAGCUGUGGAAUAGGUUGUCACCAGCCCCGUUCCACAAGUGAGUUAACAGGUCUUGGAUGAAGCAGUUGUCCCAGGGCUGCAGUGCUGGUAGCAGAGGAGCUGGGACUCAGGUGGGGUCCAGUUACAACUCUGAGGAAGUAGAUUGAUGAGACCUGCUUUCCAGAAGGCAAGGCGUUGCCUGAGGAUGGUCUGUAAGUGGCUGCCUCUGCAUUCAGAGCAGGUCCCACCUCCCAGCGGGGCCUUAAGCUCGUGCUAACAUGUCCACUUCUUUGUGACCCUGUGGGCUAUAGCCAGCUUCUGUCCAUGGGAUUCUCCAGGCAAGAAUACUGAAGUGAGUAGCCAUUCCCUUCUCCAGGGGAUCUUCCUGACCCAGGGAUUGAACCCGGGUGUCCUGCAUUGCAGGCAGAUUCUUUACUGUCUAAGCCACCAGGGAAGCCCCAGUCAGACCCUGUUUAUGUGGGAAGGGAAGCCCUCACCCUCCAAGCAGGCAUUCAGGGGCUGGAAGCUGGAGAGGAGGGUGCAGGGCAGUGGGCCCCCAUGAAUAAUUGAGGGUCUCAGACAGGUGUCUCGCUGCCCCACAGCUGUUGCCCUGCCUCAGGUGGCAAGGGGGAGGCGGUGAUAUCACUUCCUCUCCUGUGGGGGCUACUCAACAGGGGAGGGCAGGUGCGGGUUAUAAGGAGCUGCCACCCCAGCCACACAGCGCCAAGGACCCUGGUCUGGACGCCCCACCAUGCAGCGCCAAGGGUCCACCAUGCUGCUCUUGCUGUUGCUGCCUGCUCUGCUGGCACUGCUGCUGGGGGCUGCCACUGCGGCUCCCCUGGCACCCAGACCCUCCAAGGAGGAGCUGACGCGCUGUCUGGCAGAGGUGGUCACAGAAGUGCUGAUGCUGGGCCAGGCAAGGCGAGGCCCCUGCCUGGCUCUCCUCCACAGAGAAAUGUGUGAGACAGAGCCCUAUGGCUGUCGGUCCACUGAAGAGAACGGCCUACUGCUUGGGGAUUUUAAAAAGCCAGAGGCUGGGAAGAUGAGGUCUAGUCAGGAGGUGAGGGACGAGGAAGAGGAGGAGGCAGCAGAAAGGACCGACAAGUCUGAGGUGCGGGAACAGGCUGUCCGUGAGCAGCUCCACAGCCGGCUCCACCAGGACCACGAAGAGGAGGAAGAAGAAAAGAAGAGGGGGCCCAUGGAGACCUUGGAGGGCCUAUGGAAGAAGCAUCUGGAGGGCGGCAGGGGCCCCCAGAAGCGGGUGGCAGAGCAGGCCAGUGAUGAGGAGAUGGCCCAGUUCGAGGCAGAGGAGAAGGGAGUGCAGGUGCUGGGCGAGGGCCGCAGCCUGUGGCAGGGGGUCGAGGCGGGCGGAGAGAGACCUGAGGACCACCACCACUCCCGUCAGCCAGAAGCCGAGCCCCAGCAGGAGGAGAAGGAAGAGGCUUCAGACAGGCAGGGGCAUGAUGUGGAGCGGCUGGAGCACAUGAGCAAUGAGCUGAAGAAGGUGACGGAGAUGCUGCGAGAGGAGCUCAGGAGGGGGGGCUGACCCCUGACCUCACAUCCUCCUCCUCCCCCACACACCCUAUACAGCUUAGUACUGCUGACCCCCAACCUGUCAACCCACCCUGCUCCCCAAUGGGCAGGAGCGGGGAGAAGGGUGUGCCUUGAAACCAGGCCUGAGGGGCCAAGUCUGAGCUGGGUAGAGGGGCUGGGCUCCGCCUGACUCAGGACACAGCCCAGAUGCCCUAACCCGCUCCAACCCCCGACCCCGAGUGAAUAAAGCACAGAGAAAACCA
Messenger RNA from Bubalus bubalis (water buffalo), 3510 nucleotides. It is a transcript of the gene CCER2, whose product is annotated as coiled-coil glutamate rich protein 2. The transcript is spliced from 5 exons. Lineage: Eukaryota; Metazoa; Chordata; Mammalia; Artiodactyla; Bovidae. Bases 2466 to 3260 code for a protein of 264 amino acids. The record is from RefSeq and is a predicted model, not a curated record.